UCACGGCAGAGCAAAAUAGUUAAUGUAAUAUUAUUGGUAAAACGUAUGUAAAUGUGUUGUGAUCAAUUAUUAUAAGUAGUAAUUUAUAAUGUACCUUAAAGAAUAUUAACCAUAAUAAUAAAUUAAUUAGCUGUUUGAAGUCAGUGAGUUCAGUAAAGUACUUUACGUAAAAGCGUCUAUUUGACGGUGUUUAAAGGAAUUUAAUAAAGGUCCAAGUUAUAAGUAACCAUGGCAGAUAUCUUAGAUAUAUUGGAUAUAGAACAGCCUAGUGCUUCAGAGAUAACACGUGAUAGUAUAUUACAUGGUGAUAAAAAUAAAAAGAAAUAUGUUACCGCCAAAGCCGUACGAAGACCAGAGGGUAUGCACCGAGAGGUAUUCGCUUUGCUGUGCAAUGAUAAUAAAGAAUUACCUCCUCUACUGCCCACAGACACUGGCAAAGCAUACAAGCAGAAUAAAGCUAAACUUGGCAUGAGAAAAGUGAGGAAAUGGGUGUGGGCACCGUUUACAAAUCCUGCUAGAAAAGAUAAUGCUGUAUUCCAUCAUUGGAAAAGAGCUGCAGAUGAAGCUAAGGAAUACCCGUUUGCACAAUUCAAUAAGCAAGUAUCAAUACCGUCAUAUUCCGAAUCUGAGUACAAUCAAUACUUAAAAUCGGAGGAUUGGAGUCAAGCGGAAACUGACCAUCUCAUGGACUUGUGUCAACGAUUUGAUCUCCGCUUCAUUGUGAUCCACGACAGGUGGGACAGAGCAGCCUUUAGAGACAGGAGCAUUGAGGACUUGAAGGAGAGAUAUUAUAAUAUUUGUGCCAUAUUGAGUAAGGUCAAAACUAAUCCCUGGUCCAAUACAGUGACAAUGGUAAAUGGGGAAAAAAGAGUAUACCACUAUGACGCUGAACAUGAAAGGAAACGAAAAGAACAACUUAAGAGAUUAUUUGACAGGACACAGGAACAAAUUGACGAAGAGCAAAUGUUACUCGCUGAACUCAAGAAAAUAGAAGCAAGGAAACGUGAAAGGGAAAGAAAGACGCAAGACCUGCAAAAACUUAUAUCAAGAGCUGACAGUGGUGGAAAUGGAAUCACCAGUAAUCAAUUGAAUACCACCACAGAGGGUGCUAAUACUCCGACGAAUACAUCAAGUAUAGCUCGACGACAUGACAGGAAGUUGCAUAAGAAGAAACUGUCAACACAGCAGAGGCCUGUGAGAGCAGUGGAAACAGUAACUGUGGAGUGGUCAGGUAUAAAGUUCCCUGAGGCUCGCAGCACAGGAGUGUGGUUACGAUCACAGCGGAUGAAGUUACCACCUGGAGUGGGACAGAGAAAGACUAAAGCUAUCGAACAGGAACUCCGUCUUAUGAAUAUUGAUAUUGCACCCACACCUACGGAGGCUGUGUGCAAACACUUCAAUGAGCUGCGCUCAGAUUUAGCACUUGCUUUGGACUUGAAGAAUGCAUUGGCAUCUUGUGAAUUUGAACUACAAGCACUGAGACAUCAGUAUGAAGCUUUAAAUCCUGGCAAGACAUUAACCAUACCACCGUCAAUCUGUAACACAAGCACAGACGGAGAAACAAAACCAGUGAGUGAAAUUAUAGAUGUUGUCGGUUCCCCGAGUGCUUUGAAUAAUACUAUCUAGCGUUAAGUGACUCAAGAAUUUAUCGAGUUUAUGUUAUUUGACAAUUAUAUAACAAUAUUUAUAUAAUAUACAAUCCCUGUUGUGUAAAUGGGUUCAAGUGUAGAAUAAGCGUAUUAUGAAAAUAAAAUUAAUAAAUGUAGCAAA
Colias croceus (clouded yellow) is the source of this 1770-nucleotide messenger RNA. RefSeq names its product DNA methyltransferase 1-associated protein 1 (gene DMAP1). Gene Ontology annotation, biological process: negative regulation of transcription by RNA polymerase II; DNA repair; chromatin remodeling. The record is from RefSeq and is a predicted model, not a curated record. Gene Ontology annotation, cellular component: NuA4 histone acetyltransferase complex; Swr1 complex; nucleus. Gene Ontology annotation, molecular function: transcription corepressor activity. Lineage: Eukaryota; Metazoa; Arthropoda; Insecta; Lepidoptera; Pieridae. The transcript is spliced from 8 exons. The coding region runs from base 229 to 1626 and encodes 465 amino acids.